AUGUCGCCCUCAAGCUAUCUCUCUCAGCUUGCGAGUCCACAAUCUCAGCUCACACCUAGACCGCCCGGACGAGCCUCUCCGACAAGCCGCGCUGAUGACGCCGAGGCUGAAGACGAGCAGGAAACGAUCGGAUUCGUAGGGUCGACUUCUUUGUACGAGACUCCAAAUGCAAGCCCUGGGGGUCAUCAUGUCCGAGGCCCAUCCUCUUUGGGGGGCCACAGUAACGUCGAAUUGAGCAUGAGCGUGGAGACGCCCAACACCAGCGUCCACAGCUCAUCGACGCCGCUGCCGCCUCGUGCUCGGGACAAGGAGACUUCACUUGGCGGGACACUCCUCGAAGACCGCUCAAAAACCUUGGCCGAGCCAAUCAGUGAUUCGGAAUGUCUGACCUUGGUUGCGGACCUGAAGGCGCAAUCAAAGCGAGGUGUCACCUCAAGCGAGCUUUCCAUCCCGUCAGAGGGCGGCAUCGCUAGUCUAGACAUCUACACUCUGGACUUGUGUCACAAAAGGAUUGGAAACAUACCUGGGGAGGUAGUGGAUCUCAUCGGAAGUGACAUAAUUCGUCUCGCUCUGGGCUAUAAUACCAUCACCAGGCUGCCAGACAAUUUCGGGCAGCUGAACAAGCUACGCUAUCUCAACGUGCGCUGGAACCUCAUCACAGUAUUUCCAGCGUGCAUUUGCGAAUUGCCGGCUUUGGAGAUACUUGACAUUAGUCGUAACAAGAUUCGGAAGCUGCCAGCUGAGCCUGGCAGGCUACUUCAGCUACGGAUCCUAUCCAUCGCGAACAAUAGGUUGCGCAAGCUUCCUGCUUGGAUAGCGAAGAUGAAGAACUUGAGGACGCUAAUGAUUGAAGCAAAUCCCAUCACUUGGCCGCCACCUCACAUCAGCGUCAUGCCGACGACGCCAAAGACGCCUUACGCAGUGGUGCGUGAGAGAGCAGCUAAUGCGACAGGGUCCAGCGCCAGUCACCUUCGAGCCGAGUCUGGCCUGUCCUCAGCUGUCACAUCGGAUACGAUAGCGGGUGACAAGACGCCGAAGGAUGACAAAGCGGCCGCAGAUCGAUCCCGCAAGAAAGCCGAGGAGGCUAAGAUGGUCGAUUGGAUAGGCCAAGUCAAGAGCUGGCUGGCAAGGCACCCCGAGGCUGAUGAGGAUCGAAGGCUAGAAAACGCCUUGCCAUCAGGUUCGAGCAGAGAAUUUGAGGCAGCGAUGGGCUUCAACAUGACGAGCACCCCGCCUCCCGCCGAACGGAGAAUGCUACUGGGCACUCCUCAGCGCAGUGUAUAUGCAUCAACCGCACAAGACGCACGAGCUCAACCUUCGCAAGGCGCUGAGCGAGGUACAGCUCGAUCGGCGGACGUGGAGGCGAGCGCAGCACUUCUCAGCGACGAAGAGACAGAUCAUGGAGAGGUGCUUGCUCUAAAUCGAUCGCUUGCUGACUUCGCUCCGCGACAGACGCCAACGGCCACUCCCGCUCCGGCAUCACACGAGACGCACGCACACCAAAUGACGAGGGCAGAAGAUGAGCUCAGCUCCUCGCCAGCUAGAUCGAUCAUUUCGACACGCAGAAGGCGCGGCACGGACGAGAAUGCCACUACUGGCGAACGUAACCUAAUCUCUCCCCCCCCUGACGACUUCGACGAUCUCGAGCCGCCAAAAGUGCCGCCUAUCCCGCGGCAUUACUCCCCUCUCACAUCACCGGCUGUCGAAAAGGGAGCACGGCCACUCAACUUUGAUUCGAUCGAUGUCGAUGAGCCUAGUUUCGGCGGGCAAAGGGGCAGAGCGCUCUUCGCCGAGUCUCCACUUCUCGGUCAUGGGCGAAAUAAUUCCCACUCUGUAGCGCAAGCGACUGGGAAUAGCCAACCGCGCGGAUCCAAUCGAGGUAGUUUGUUGAGAGGCAAAAAGUCUUUGCCGGAGCUUCGAACAAGCGGUUCAUCCAUGAUUGGAAUGUCCUCGAGCCCAGACACUACUCAAGCACCCGGACACGUUGCGCCUCACGAGAUGGAAAUUUCUGCCAGCGCGCCUGAGCUGACAAAGACCUCUGGCAUGAACGCAGUUUCCGACGCUGUAGUCGGCCUGCAGAGCAGGAAAACGGCAGUGCUAGGUGCAGGCUUCCAAGGGAGACGCCCGAAUUUGCCCCAAUCCAUCUCAGCUGCCACGGCUGCGGGGCUCACCAGUUCUCGUGGCCAUCAGCCUCAACAUAGCACGGGUAGCGGAGGUGGAGGCCUACGGAAGCUCAGCUUAUCGACGGCUGCCACAGUUGGUGCAGCAGAUUUCGAUUCUCUUUCGGACGUUCGAACGGGAGAAGGGUCAGGCCGGCGUGCCGAGUUCCAGCGACCCGCUCGAGCUGCACAACCGCUUGGCUCACUUCAAGAAGAUGUGAGGGAUACAGCGACUGGAGAUGGAGGCGUGGAAGAAGAUGAUGGUGCAGUCGAAGUCGAGCGCAACAGCUACUUUCGACGCCUCUCGACGCUGCCGCCCUCGACUAUGAGCAAGUCCAUUCCAGUCGCCGUACCUCACCUAGUAGACGCAACUCGAGGCGUACUGUAUGCUCUGAGUCAGAUCUACACGGCAUUGAAGAGCUAUGUCUCCUUCGCGCUUGGCGCCGGCGCAGACGAACGCCACGCUGCGACUCACUUCAAGAAGGUGCUGGAGGUCGCGAGCGGCAGCAUGCGCGCACUUAUCAAUUCUUUAGACAGAUUCGACAGCUUGUCGCGCAUCAAAAAGGGUGCUCCCGAGCCGAGCGUCAUUCGUGCUAUCUUGAUCGCAGCACGUGACAGCGUCCGCACCUUCAGCAAGGUCGUCGCCGUGCUGCAGCGACAGCUCCAAAACUUGCUGCCGAGAGCGGAUAUUAGGUACACGAGAACACUGCUUCUGAUGCUGUACGGAAGCACUGCCGAGGUGGCGCUCGCUUGGAGCACGAUGGAGCCGCAUGUGCAAGCUGUGCUGCCGUAUCUCGCUCAGAAUGAGGCACCCACGACCCUGCCUGCGACACAUCAGUCUGCAGUACCUCCAAUGUCAGCACCUGCUCUGCUUCCUGCUCACUUGGGCAGCCAGCCUUCAUCGACACUGCCCAGCAUCGCUGAGGGUACAUCGCCUGUGCUGCAGCUGUCGCACACGAUCCGACCCGCGCCUACGUCCGCUGGCCAUCGUGGUCAACGUCGUCGACAUGCGGGCUCGUUCAGCGCGCACGAUGUGGCACAAGGUGCUACGAUGGGCGGACAUGGUCUCUCUGAAGAUCAGCCUUUUGAAUUGUCAGAGCUACGAAGCCAAGCACAGCAGGAGCAUAGAAGAAGAGCUGCGUCCAAUGCCGGUUCCAUCACGCCUUUCCAUUCAUUCGGCACGCCCGGCUCAGACGACGUGCUCCAACAGCAGCAAAAACAAGCGCGGGAUUCUUCACCCUCGCAGUCCCAGAGAUUACCGAAUAUUUUACCCCCGUACACUGCAAACCCUGCUCUGCGGUCCAAUCUGGCUGGUCCGGGCGUACCUCGCUCUGCGCUGCAAGCUCAGACUCAAGGCAUGUCGGCUCCGGCAACGUCCGUUCGGUUCCCUGGAUACGCAAGGUCGAUCAGCGACUCGCCUUUCUCCGCUGGCAGGAAUAAGCGCACACCUUCAAACGCGAGCGCAAGCGAGGCCGGCGGGCUUUAUCCUCUCGGCCGAGGACCUUUGACAGCACCAGCACCAGGAGGCACGGCGCCUCCGCCUGCUACCCCUGUCACGCCUGCUCCGUACCCUGCCGCGCUUGGAUUCUCUGCCAACACUCCCACCCCUGGCUCUGCUCUUGACCCUCAGCUGGUGGAGCUAGUGGCGGAAGUGACCUCCGUCGCAUCUGCUGUUUGGACUACACUGCUUGAGCAUCUUGCAUCCAUCGGAGUCAGAGCCGCAGGUCUUGGACCUCCCUCGCCAGGCCUGCCCGAAUCUCAAGCGCGUGUCAGAGGCAGACUGGCCAGCGGCCCCGAUGGAGCGUCCGCUGAAGGCAAGUCCUCUACAGAUGAAACAGCUUCCUCGAGCGGCGCAUCGACAAGCGCGGGUAGCAGCAGUCGAAGACUGCGAGAAGUGAGAGAGUUGGCCAUGUCCUCUGCGGAGCUGACUCGCAGGUUGCAGGCAACCUUGGAUAAGGUGCAGCAAGCUGCAGAGGAUGUCGAAGAGGAAGACCUAGCAAGCGAAGCGGGCGAAGCGAGAAGUCCGUUACCAGACAGUCGAGGGAGAGGUUCGGCCUUGGGGUUUGUAGAUGGCAGAAGACUGAGGGAGGAGUCAAGUCGUUUUGUUCGGGCCGUAAUUUCGAUUUCGACGCAGAUCAAGGCUACCAGCGUGGAGCAUGCGUUCCCCAAACCUAUUAUGAGAGCAGUUGGGGAGCUCACGACGCUUUCAAGGGAUCUCACUUUGCAUCUGCAUUUCAACGGCCCGUCAGGCAGCACCCCAAGCGCCACGCCAGCUGCGGCUUCUGUCGCACCAAAGUCGCUAGAGGCGGCUGGAUAG
Molecule: messenger RNA, 4476 nt
Organism: Ceraceosorus guamensis
Lineage: Eukaryota; Fungi; Basidiomycota; Exobasidiomycetes; Ceraceosorales; Ceraceosoraceae
Exons: 2
Coding region: 1-4476 (1491 amino acids)
Molecular function (GO): protein binding
Source: RefSeq, a predicted model, not a curated record